AAUAUAAAAGAUGGGUCACUCAACUCAAUCGCUUCGUACAUUCUUCAACGCUCCAAAGAAAACGACUUAAACCCUUCAGUUAUUUAUACACACUCUCACUCAAUUACAUCAAAGAAACAAAAAGGAUGCGAGCUUUCUCUCAUCUGUUCUUCAGUUUUCUGGUCAUCCUUUUUGCAAUAAGCUGCAGUGAUGCCUUCACCAGAAACGAUUUUCCAGAGGAGUUCCUCUUCGGAGCCGCCACUUCCGCUUAUCAGUGGGAAGGAGCGGUUGAUGAAGACGGAAGGACUCCAAGCGUCUGGGAUACUUUCUCCCACUCUUAUAACAGAGGAAAUGGAGAUAUAGCAUGUGAUGGGUAUCACAAAUACAAGGAGGAUGUUAAGCUCAUGGCUGAAAUGGGAUUGGAAGCAUUCAGAUUCUCUAUAUCUUGGACAAGGCUUAUACCUAAGGGAAGAGGACACAUUAACCCUAAAGGUCUAUUGUUUUACAAGAACCUCAUCCAAGAACUACGAACCCAUGGAAUCAAACCACACGUUACACUAUACCACUAUGAUCUUCCUCAGUCUCUUGAAGAUGAGUACGGAGGAUGGAUCAACCGCAAAAUCAUAAAAGACUUCACUGCUUUUGCAGAUGUAUGCUUCAGAGAGUUUGGGGAUGAUGUGAAGCUAUGGACUACAAUCAACGAAGCUAACAUAUUCGCCAUUGCUUCUUAUAGCGAAGGAUUUGCACCACCAGGACACUGUUCUCCUACCUCAUUCUUCAAUUGCUCUACGGGAAAUUCUUCUACUGAACCAUAUCUUGCGGGACAUAACAUGUUGUUAGCUCAUGCCUCUGCUUCAAAACUGUACAAACUAGAAUACAAGAGUAAGCAGAGAGGAUCCAUAGGCCUUAGCAUAUAUGCAUUCGGGUUAACUCCUUAUAGUAACUCCAAGGAGGAUGAAAUUGCAACUCAAAGAGCUAAAGAUUUCCUAUUUGGCUGGAUGUUGAAGCCUUUGGUGUUUGGGGACUAUCCAGAUGCAAUGAAGAGAGUCUGGGGAUCGAGGUUACCGGUUUUCUCAGAGGAAGAGUCAGAGAAAGUUAAAGGUUCGUCUGACUUUGUAGGAAUUAUCCACUACACCACAGUCUAUGUGAGAAACAGUACAUCCACCACACCUUCUCUUAUUCCUAGAAGACAAGACUUCUUUACAGACAUGGGAGCCGAGACGAUCUUCAUGGGGAAUUCUACAUUCUUUGAGUGGGAUUUUAUUCCAUGGGGUCUUGAAAGUGUUUUGGAGUAUGUGAAACAGAGCUAUAACAAUCCUCCAAUCUACAUUCUUGAAAACGGUACACCGAUGAAACAUAGUUCGACGCUACAAGACACGCCAAGAAUUGAAUACAUUCAAGCUUACAUCGGUGCUGUGCUCAACGCCAUUAAGAAUGGAUCGGACACAAGAGGAUACUUUGUAUGGUCGAUGAUUGAUGUGUACGAGUUGUUGAGUGGAUACAUGUACAGCUAUGGGAUGUACCAUGUGAAUUUCAGCGAUCCUAGUCUCAAGAGGUCACCAAAGCUAUCUGCUUCUUGGUACACUGGUUUUCUCAAUGGUACAAUGGAUGUUUCUCCUCAAGAUAUUACUCAGAUGCAGAGCCACUUCUCUGGUUCGUCGUCUUUGUGAUGUAGUUACAUAUAUAACUAUGGUUCCGGUUAUGAUUCUCAUUUGGUCUGAGUUGGUCUUUUCAGUGACCAAAAAAGAACUUAGUGGUUUGACUUAUGGUACAAUAAAACAUGCAUUUUAACGCCA
This is a messenger RNA of Brassica napus (rape), 1775 nucleotides long. Its product is annotated as beta-glucosidase 9. Gene Ontology annotation, biological process: carbohydrate metabolic process. Gene Ontology annotation, molecular function: beta-glucosidase activity. The transcript has 14 exons. Lineage: Eukaryota; Viridiplantae; Streptophyta; Magnoliopsida; Brassicales; Brassicaceae. The coding region runs from base 126 to 1649 and encodes 507 amino acids. The record is from RefSeq and is a predicted model, not a curated record.